UCAUUUCAUGUUGUCUCUAACUAAUCAAAAACAUAAAAUGCUCUAUUAUUAGAAACAUAUGUUAUAAGUGCUGGGCAUCAUUCUGCUAGACUUUUAAGGUCGUAGGUUCAUUCCCCGCGCUGAUGAUAAAAAAAACAAUGUUAGUAUUUUAGUGUUUUUAUGUUCAAACCAUUCCUUUUUAACUGGUUCUUUUCCUUAACCUGCAUUUCUGCCUGCCUUUAAGUGUUUUUAUGUUCAAGUAAUUUUGACAAACUCAAGUUUCUGAACAAUGGCACAUGUCUGCUUAUGGACUUAUCCUAUUUUUAAUUUUGUAAGAAGAGCUGUGUUAUGUAUUAUUUUAGUGCAGGAAAACUGGAGUGUUUAGCAGAACGAGAUGAUGACUGGGUGAGUAAAUAAAUUAUUUGUUUAGGUUUAAAUAGCAAUAUAGAAUGAUGGAAACGUUGACUGCCCCAAGUUCUAAGGCUUCUGACUGACGUAGAAGUUACUUACUCUGAUAAAAUAACUAUAAAAUUCCAACUUCUGGCUCUGAUCUCAAUGUAUUUCUAUGCCAAUUAUAAUAAUAAUAUGAUCUUUUGUCAAGCUGAGAAGCAGCCUAUAGUUCUCCCCUGCCUCUACCUGCCAAUAUCUUUCAGCUUCGGAGUUUCGGAGGUAUUUUAUUACAGCCUUUUCUUUGUUUUCUCGUACGAUAUAUCAUCUUGUUAAGUUCGCGUUUUAUGAUUUUGUUGUUGGUUGUAUUUGAUUGUAUUAUCUUAUUAUAUGAGAGUUUGCUAUGAUGCAAGUUAUUUUGGCUCUUUAGACACUUCGGUUAGUUUGAGUUCUUCUUCCACAGUAAAAAGGGAUGCGAAAAUCGAAUAGUUCUAUGAAGUUAGGAAGAUGGUGCGGUGUUCUUCGUAAACCGAUUUUAAUACUGGGUAUCUUAGCUCUCUUGAUUUGCAUUGCUACUUUGUCGAAAUUCUACUCAGUUAGAUCUGUUUUCAUUUCCGAUACCUUAUUCAAUCAUUUCAAUUUUGAGCAUCAGACGACUGUUAGAAGUGAUGACGUACUAGUUACUGUUGAAAGUAUUGUUCGUAAAGUCCGGGAUGAAAUUAAUGAGAUAAAAGAUUUAAGAGUGGAUUCGUCUGUGGCAACACAUUUGUCGAGAUAUACUAAUUUUCUUUCGGAUAUUGUGAGUCUUCUUGAGUCAUUACCAGAAAAAUCGCCCUCUGAUAAAGGAGUUGAUGUGCAAGACAGUGAGAUCAAAGCUGUUCAUCCUCUAUUAAGGCGAAAACAACGAUCAGAUGAACCUGCUGACUUUUUCCUAAUCGAAGAGAUUCGGAAGUAUGUGAGGAUUAAACCUAACAGAUUAGGGAAACAGAAUUUCAUGGGAGCUAAUGGGACAUUCACAAGCAUUGGCCAUGCUUGUUUUGCCAUGAAGAAAGAGCUUGAAGAGUAUAUGGACUACGACGUCGGUGAAAUCUGCAACGACGACUGGAAACUAGCUCAAAGGCUGAUGGUUCAUGGCUGUGAUCCCUUACCGAGAAGAAGAUGCUUCUCUAGAGCUCCGCAACUAUACAGCAAGCCGUUCCCUAUAAACGAGUCAAUGUGGAAGCUUCCUGAUGAUCGGAAUGUUCGGUGGAGCCAUUACAGAUGCAAAAACUUCACAUGUCUUGCCAACAACGCCACUCGCAAGGGGUUCUUCAAGUGUGCAGAUUGCUUCAAUCUCACCGAUCAUGAAAUGCCAAGAUGGAUCAAACACGUAGAUAUUGAUCCCCGGACAAGUAUUGAAGCGGAUUUUCUGAUGCCUGAAGUGCUCAACAUAAAGCGCGGAGGAAUCAGAAUUGGAUUGGACUUCAGUGUCGGAACAGGUACGUUUGCAGCUCGAAUGAGAGAGUUCAAUAUAACAAUAAUCUCAGCAACUAUAAAUCUCGGAGCACCUUUUAGUGAAAUGAUUGCUCUUCGGGGGCUUGUACCACUUUACUUAACUAUAAACCAACGGCUUCCAUUCUUCGACAAUACGCUAGACUUGAUACACACAACACGAUUUCUCGACGGUUGGAUUGAUUUUGUGCUACUAGACUUCAUAUUAUACGACUGGGAUAGAGUUUUGAGGCCGGGCGGCCUGCUGUGGAUCGACAGCUUCUUUUGUUUGAAAGAUGAUUUGAAUGAUUAUUUGGAAUCCUUCAAGUUGCUUAGGUAUAGAAAACAUAAAUGGAUUGUUGUUCCUAAGCUGGAUAAAGACGACGAUCGCGAAAUUUUCUUCUCCGCUGUCCUAGAAAAGCCUCACAGACCAUUUCGUUAGUUAUUUUUUUUAUAGUUCAAUAAAUGGGGUGUUAGAUAUAAAUCUAAAUUCAAUGAAAUAGUUGAUAUAAAUAUACUUUUUUUUAGCAAAUUAGUAACUGUUUUUUCUCUUUGAUUAUGACUCCAAAGUAUGAAAUGUGUUAGUUCUACAUUAUUCAAGGGACCACCUGUACUAAAAAUUGAGUGCGACAUGAUAACCACUAGUACCAGUAGUGUUGGAAUUGUAAUUGAAGAAGAAGGUUGAAAAGAAUGUGUAUGGUGAUUGAGUAAUGAAGUUGAAGUAGAUAAGAAUAAA
Molecule: messenger RNA, 2572 nt
Organism: Mercurialis annua (annual mercury)
Lineage: Eukaryota; Viridiplantae; Streptophyta; Magnoliopsida; Malpighiales; Euphorbiaceae
Product: probable methyltransferase At1g29790
Exons: 1
Coding region: 839-2278 (479 amino acids)
Molecular function (GO): methyltransferase activity
Source: RefSeq, a predicted model, not a curated record